This is a messenger RNA of Phaedon cochleariae (mustard beetle), 4089 nucleotides long. The record is from the annotation of a GenBank genome assembly. Lineage: Eukaryota; Metazoa; Arthropoda; Insecta; Coleoptera; Chrysomelidae.
AUGGAGGAAGCGAGGAAAGCAAAAAUUCUCAAUAAACGAAAAAGAAAAGCUGAAAAUGAAAACAAUAAACUUUUGAUUGUUUCCACUUCUGCUGAUCUUGCUGAACUACAUAUGAAACAAGGACGAUAUGAAGAAGCUAUUGAGGAAUAUGAAACUAUUGCAAACAUUUAUAAAUCUAACAACAAACUUGAAUAUGCAAAAGCCCAUAGAGGUAUUGGUGAAGCUUAUAUGGGUCUACAAAAGUUUGAGGAAGCUUUGAAACAUCAAAAAAUCUACUUGAAUAUUGCUCUAGAAGAAAAAAAUGAUAUAGAACAGCAGAGGGCAUAUGCAACUAUUGGACACAUGUAUUUGUCUCACUACCUUGAGACACAAAAUGAUCCUGAGAAAAAUCUAAAUAUUGCCUACACAAACUUUAUGAAGAGUCUGAUGAUUGCAGAAAAUUUGACAGGUAUACCUAAGCUUGAAAAAGCUGAUAUGCUUGCCAGGUUACUCUCAAACCUUGGCCUUGUGAAAGAAAGUCUUGGUGAUUAUACCAAGGCUUCUGAACUCCUGAAAAGGUCUGUUGCCAUGUGUAAGCAACAUGACAUCUAUGAGCAAUUGAUCAGAGGAUACAUGUCAAUAGCUUCUCUCCAUGAUAAACAUGGUCAAAGUAAUGAUAUUAAUGAUGCUAUUCAUCAUUAUAAUCUAGCCAUUGAUGCUGCAAAAAAUUUGAAAGGAAAUGUUGAUCUUAUAUGUGCAGCUCUAUUAGCAAAAUCUGAUCUUUUGAUAAAGGUGUCUGAUUUUCAUAGUGCCAAACAGGCUUUAUUGAAGGCAUACAAGUUAAGGACACCUAAUAUACAGGAAAGGGAUGUGAUUGAAAAAAACCUCAGGAUAGUUGCCAGUAUGUGUCAACUAGAGGACAAACUUUUUGUUUCUUGCAACAAUGACAAAGAACUAGAGAAAUUGUAUGAACAAAUGGGAGAUUAUGCCUGUUCACUGAAACACUUUUCAAAGGCCAUUGAGUACUACAAAUUGACAUUGAAGCAUGCUGAAAAAUCUGGGACCAAUGGGAAGACACUUGCUUCUUACUACUAUAGUCUAGGAGAAUGCUAUAAAGACAUGUCACAGUACAAGGAAGCAGAAAAGUAUUAUGAAAAGGAAUACAACCUAUGUGAUAACCUUAAAGAUAACUUGAACACCCUGAGUAAGAUUGCUGAUACAAAAGAAACUGCAAAUGCUCCUGUGACUGAAGUGAAAGCUGUUUAUGAAAGGGCUCUAAAGAAUUGUCAAAAUAGUGGUAACUUGAAAGAAGAAAGACGUAUGGUAGAGAGGUGUAUAAAAUAUUUACAAAGAUCAAAUAAUCCAUCAGAUGCAUCCCAAAUGGUCAAAUAUCUUGAAUCUUUGGAUGUUCCUGAUGAUGAAGAGUCAUCUUCAUCUUCAGAAAAUGAAAGUGAGGAAGUUGAAACUGGAUAUGAAAUAGACUUAGAAGACAUCACAGACAAUAGUGAGGAUUCUGACAUUGAACAACAAUCCAAAAUUGAAUCUUCAUCUGUUAUUGGUAGGCGAAGAAACAAAAAUAUUGUUAAAAAAAAUGCCAAGGGAGAAUCCAAACUCCAUCUGGCCUGUAUCAGCGGACAGGUUCCUGUGGUGCAACAUCUGUUGCAGCAGGGGCAUCCUGUUAAUGUUAGAGAUAAUUCUGGUUGGUUGCCACUGCAUGAAGCAUGCAACCAUGGCCAUUUGGACAUAGUAAGAAUGUUGCUGGACAAGGGAGCAACAAUAAAUGAUAGAGGAGGGACACAAUGUGAUGGAAUCACUCCUCUCUAUGAUGCAGCCAACAAUGGUCAUCUUAGAAUCGUCGAGUUACUUUUAGACCGCGGGGCUUCUGCCGUCGUCAAAACUGAUACUGGCGAUUCCGCAUUGAAUGUACUGAGAACUUGGCAUCGCAAGGAUCCUUUUGUCGGAGAAGAUUUAGAACUGUACGAAAAACUUACGAAAAGAAUGUCCGAAGUCUUGGAGAAAUUGGGACACAAAGUAGAUGAAGAAGAUGCGGAUUGUGGCGAUAAUCGAGAAAGAGAUAAGGAAAAAAGGACCCGAUUAGUGAUUGGGGGAAAAGAAAAUCGGUCGAGAAGUUAUCAAGAACUGGUGGAAGCUCCUUAUACCGAAGAUACAAACCUCACCGACUUUUUUGAGGAUGAUGGCGACCAAUUUCUACGAAAAGUCACUCCUCCCAGAAAAAAAUCAACGACUGAACCUAAACCCAGCCAAUCUUCUAGUAAACGGCCUACAUUAAUUCCCGAAAACGAUCUUUUCGAUGAUUGGCUAGAAGAUGAUAUUGGAUUAAUGAAUGCUGCCAAGAAAAGAAAGACCAAUUGUUUUGAAGGUUCUGAAUCGACUAUAGGGCGGGGUAGCAAAGUGAGGACCAGCAUGUCGCCUAGAAUAUCACAAAAAUCACCAUUGAAACGAGUAAGCAGUGAAACUUACAUACCAGAGAUUAUUCCGAUAAUGGAUAAAUCAGAUAGCGACUCAAUUCAAUCACUACCUUUUCAAGAAAGGAAUGCAUCACUCACACAAUUUAGCAAUAAAACAAGAAAAAGUAGUACAUCACCAUUUCCAAGAAAAAUACCUCUCUCAAAAAACAACAGUUUUGAGGGAAAUAGCAGUAGGCAGCCGAAAAUUACGAAUUUCGUCUCUAGCAGAAGCUAUGUGGAAGCAGAUUCAACUACACCAAGUUCGAGUCAAGAAGCACCACAUUCACAGGUUGCUCCUCAAAUUCCUCUAACUGUGGAUCUGAUGGUAUUUGUGGACGUGAAAGUGGAAGGUAUGGUUUUCAGAGUGCCAGUGAGAGUGUCUCAACUCCAGACUCAUUCUAUUGGGUGGUUAGCUGAAGAGGCUGCCCUAAAAUAUGCCCGAAAAGAAUGUUCAAGACCAUGCUUAGAACUUGAAACAACAUCUGGGGCCCUCUUAUCUAACGAAGAUCCUCUGACUUUGCUUUUCCCACUUGGCACAAUGACUGCUGAACCUGUUGUAGGAAAAAUUGUCAAACUGUGUCUUCCUCCUCUAAUUGAGAGAUACAAAGAAGCAUGUUCACAAAUGAACUCUACUGCCAAUACAAUUGUAUCUAGCACUGUAGAAGAAAUGUCAGUUCGUCUUAGCCUCGAAAAUAGCGGUUUGUUGAGUACAACUCUGACGCCUCUUUGUACUGCACUCAAUCAUCAGACAAGUUUGCUGGAAAUUAAUUUGUCUGGAAAUUUUGUGGACACUAGUUGCUUGGCAAAGCUGUGUUUCAGUUUGCCGUCAUUGGUUAACCUCUCAAUUCUGAAUUUGAGUUCCACAGGACUUCAAGCUGUUCAUUUGGCUGAAUUCGUGAAAAUUUUCACGUCCGCAUCAAAGCCCAUUUUGGAAAAACUGACAUGUCUAGACCUCAGCGAUAACCCGUUGAGGAACAAGUCUCUGCAGCACCUGUCCGAAAUAACGAAAUAUCUCCGACUGAGAUCUCUGAAUUUGUCCAACUGCAGAUUCGACCGAAACUUGUUCCAAGAAGACAGGCAUUGCUUGACUUUGGAAAAUGUCGAGAGGCUAGAUGUGAGCGACAACCGUUUGCAGACGGGCGACAUAAAAAAGCUCGUUUCAUGGUCUGCUCCCGGUGUUUUGACUGAGCUGGAUGUGGGAAGAAAUGAUGGGGGUAAUAGGAACGUGUUGGGCAGUUUGUUGGAACUUUGGAGGGAACAAACAGAUUCCGUUGCGCCGAAGUCCCUGAAUUUAUCUAGGUGCAAUGUGGAUGAAAACGAACUGUAUGAUUUAUUGAGUUCAAGAAAGAGCCUCGAACGCCUGAAUCUCUCCUACAACCCGAAUCUGACUGGCAUUUCGUUGAGACGGCUCCUAGAAUACCCAAAUCUACAAGAAAUAAACCUGCUCGGCUGCCAGAACAUCUUCCAAUAUUUCGACCAGAUACAAGAUUUCCAAGCGACUGCCCACAGAGUGUUGAAGAUAUCCGCGGACGCGAAUUCGCGUUGCGACAAAAUCGUGAAGCUCACCGAAGCUUUCCGGAAAUUGUUCUCUAACGUGUCUGCAGAAACAGGUGAUGUAUUGAUAGUGAGAGGUUCCAAGUGA